AGUAUGUUGCAAUAAGAUAACUGAAGAUCAUAAAUUAUUAUUUUUUUUUACUUUUCAGAUACUGGACCAUUUGAAGAACCUUUGAAAACAUUUAAUAUGCAUGUGAUAGAAACACCAGAGGACUAUGCUGAAAAAGAAUAUCCGGACCAUCAGGUUGAAAAGGAAGUUGAGUUUUAUUUUCCACCAGCUCCACUAAUAAAAUCCACACUGCAAAUACCAAAUGUUUCAGUACCCCCACCACGUCCAGUAAAUUUGUCUACUCUAUCAUCUGUUGUUGAAAUUAAAAUAACUGCUCCAACUCCAACACCAGAGCGAGAUGAAAAAAAGAGAGAAUUAUUUCAAUUAGAUGAGGUUGAAUGGACAGGUUCACCUCAAGAACCCUCCUCUCAAUCUACAAAACAUAAAUUUAAGUUUUCAUUUGAUGUAAUUUGUGAACCUCCAGAAGUUGUAAAAGAGUUGGAUAAGAUUUGUUGUACAGAAGGAGAAACAGUGAUGUUUGAAUGUGUAAUUUCUGGUGAGCCAGCACCUGUUGUUACGUGGAUUCAAAAUGAUAGAGUUUUAACUUGUGAUACAAGCAAACACCAAUUUGAAGAGAGUGGAGGAACUUAUAGAUUGUAUAUUAAUGAUGUUUCAGAAUCUGAUGUGGGGAACUAUACGUGCAUAGCUAAAAAUAAGGAUGGGGAAGCACAGAGUACAUCUAGUCUCACACUAGAACCUGUAAUGCAUAGUUUCAUUUACCAUCUGAAAGAUAUUGAGUUAUCUGAGGAUGAAACAGAAUCACCUGUUAGUAAAAUGGGCCAGGGUGAAGAUGUUGAGCAGCAAUGUCAGAAGGAAAACAGCAAUAAUUCUCUUCCAUUAAAUUCAGAGAAACGAAUCAUUCAUGUUGAUUCUGAAGUUGGUGAUUUUUCUCCAACCACUGCAGAUGAAUUUUCAAGCAUUGUUUCAUCUUUAAAGGAAGAGAGCGGUGAAGUUGUAUUGGACUCAUUGAGUUCUUUUGAUAAUGAACUUUUAAGUAAAAGUUUACCUUUAAGAGAAGAAAGUAAUGAAAUAGUUGCAGAAUCAGUGACUAAUUUUGUUGAUGAUAUUUCAAAUAAAUGUCCUUCUUUAGAAGUAAUUAAUACUACAAUAAUAAGAAAUUCAGAUGUGACAGGGUCAAAAGCAGAGAAAAUAACAGAAGAAACCUGUUCUGUCAGCCAAUAUUUACGCGAUCUUGAUAAAAGUCGUAAGUUAUCAGAAGGUCAGGAGAUGAAUAAAGAAAUAGAAGUAAAAGACAUCAAGUGUGCAUUUUUAGAAGAAGUUCAUGAAGAUAGUUUACUUUCAGAAGGUGGAAUUAAGCAAGUUGUUGAAAGUAAUAAAGGAGAAGUAGAAAAAAUUACCUCAGAGAUGGAGUUAAGUCAUUCAGUGUUUCAGAAAAAUAUUUGUGAUAUUGGUGAAGAUUCAGUGGAAACAUUUUCUAAGAAGGAUGAGCCGAGUGAAAAUAUUUCCAUUGCACAAUAUCUCCUUACUGCAAGAGAGGAAGAAGCACCAAUUCAUGAUUGGGAAAACAAUGAGGCCUUUCAGCAUGAUGAGUCUGGGAUUACUUCAAUGGAAGUUGAAGAAGUAACAUUUUCUGCUGUUUAUGACUAUUAUAAUCAAAAUGAAGAAUGGACACGGUCCCUUUCUCCUGAAUCUGAAAUGUCAAUUGAAAUUAGUAGCACAAUUAGCGAUGAAAUAGCAGAGAAUGAAAGAUUUUAUACACCACCCUUGGCUUCAGAAAAUUUUAGAUCUGUUGUAUCUGCAGAGUCAUUUCAUACACCACUUCAGUCACCUGGCUUUGUGACUCCAGAAGAAAGAUUGCCAUCACUUAACGCUGUGGGUAGAUCUCCUAAUUAUGAACUAGAAAGAUUUUACACGCCAUCAGACCAUUUUAGAUCACCAAUAGAUGAGGGUAUUGAAACAACACCUAUUGAAUGUUCAAGACUUUCUACUGAAGAGCAAAGAUUGGAGGCAUUUUCAACUCCUCCACAAGAAGCUGAAGCUAAAGGAAAUGAAAUGCCUCCAGCAUUUAUUAAACCCCUUACUAGGAAAAGGAUUCAUGAAGGAGGCUCACUUACAUUUAUUACAGAAGUAAUUGGUUGCCCAAUUCCAGAUGUGAAGUGGUAUAGAAGAAAAUUGUUAUUAGAGCGAAAUCACAAAAUUAGAGUAGAAAGAGAAGGAAAUCUGUGCAUUUUAGUGAUCGAUAACAUGCAAAGAGAAGAUGAAGGAGAGUAUAUUUGCAAUGCUGUUAACGUUGUAGGAGAAGCGAAAAGUAUUGCUCAGGUGGAUGUUUUAGCACAAGAUGCAAAGUUAGUUGCAUUGCCACCACCAGUGACACAUCAACAUGUGAUAGAGUUUGAUGUACAGCAAGAACAAACAUCAAGAUCUCCUUCACCUCAAGAAAUUCUUCUGGAAGUUGAACUUGAUGAACAUGAAGUGAAGGAAUUUGAAAAACAGAUUAAAAUUAUUACAAUUCCUGAAUUCACUCCUGACAAUAAAAAUAUGAUCAUCUCACUAGAUGUCCUUCCUGUGAUGAUUGCUGAUGAGUAUAAUGUAGGCUUGACAGCAAAAGAAAAUGGAGAUGUGAAAAUUGAUUUAGAAGUCACUGAAAUGCCCCCACGGUUUACUAGUUAUAUUUUUGAUCUUGAUAUUCCAGAAAACACUGAUGCAGUAUUUGAAUGUUCUGUGACAGGUAUUCCUCCUCCAGAAAUAACAUGGUUCAAAGAUGAUUUGCAUAUAACUGUGGAUGGUACGAAAUACAUUAGAAAAGAUAAUUCAAAUCAUAGUCUUAAAAUAACAAAUGUUUGUCCUUCUGACAAUGGCAUAUACAGUUGCAAGUUAGUGAAUAGUGUUGGAGAAGCAACAUGUAGAGGAUAUCUUGCAGUAACAAACUCAAACAUGGCACUAACAAAAGCAAGUGGUAGAGCUGUAGCUGCUUUAUCACUGGCUGGUGCUCAUGAACGUUCACAGGAAUUAGAUGUUGUUGUUGGUGAUUCUUCGCCAGAUGUCAAUCAUAGUUCAGAAUUUGAGGUUGAGUUUGAAUUUGAGCAAGGCAGAGAUGAAUCUCAGAAAUCCGUGAAACUUGUUGCUGUAACAGAGAAAGGAAAUAAGGAAAAAGGAGAAAAAUGUGUGAAUAUCAAUUUUGAUGUAUUUGCUGAACCUGCCAAAGAUGAGACAAUUCAGUUUAAAGCAGAGGCUUCUGAAACAUGUUCAUUUGAAUUUCAAGUAACAGAGAUUCCACCCAAGUUUGUGAUUUCACUUCUUGACUGCAACACAGCCAUAGGGAACACAGCAUCUUUUCAAUGCUAUGUAACUGGUACUCCAAAACCAAGUAUAAAUUGGUAUUUCAAUGACAGAAUACUUGAAGGUACCAAUUACCUAACUGGGGAAAAAGAUUCUGGGCAACAUUAUCUGAACAUUGUAGGUGUUACAGAAAGUGAUGCUGGAGUCUACAAGUGCAAAGCCGUUAACAAAGCUGGAAAUGCAGUUACAUGUGCUGUUUUAAAAGUAUUUUAUGCAUAAAAUACUUCUGAAUGUCCUUUACAUACUUAGAAUAAUGAAGUAUUUUGAUAUUUAUCAUAUGUAGCAUGUUUAGGGAUGUGUUAAUUUCUGACACAGUAAUUAAAUUGAUUUUAACAUUACAAAUUUUAUUUGGUAUUGCUAAAAUGUUGAAAAAUUUACCCUGGAGUAGUGUAUCAGUAGGAAAGCUGAUAUUUAGAUGUUUAAAACAUUAAUCAAGUUAAAAUACUGAACAUUUUGGAUUAAGGACAUGAAAAGGUCUGGCUAGUGAGGCUAGUUUGUUGAAAAUAUUGAUAACUCAAGAGAUUUUGCAUGAAGCAGCUAAACCAUUAAUGUUUAACCUCUUAAACUGUGAUUAUAUUGCAUCUGGUCACAAUGAAGGUUACAGAAUUACAGAACUUCCUUUACAAUAACUGUAACAAAAUUUUACUUUUAUAUACACUUGAUCUUUUUUUCAAUUUAUGUUGUAUAUUCACCAUCAGACGUAACUUCCUCCUUUUUAGUUCUUAUAGUGUGAGUAAAAUAUAAAGACAUACAGUUGCAUUGAUGCAAAUUAGUUCUAUCAUUGCUCCUCUAUUUCCUGUUCAAUAUUAUGAUGUAUUUAAAAAUACCAGGGCAAACUGAAUAGGUUGAUAGAAGCUUUAUUGGGACAUUGUAGUUUAGGAUGAGUAGACAUAAUUUCAAAAUCAGAACCAGGUUUUUCAAAAAAUGAAUAUAGAAAGACUAAUACAAGCAGACAUUAAUAGAAGUUUGGAAUCCUCAUCUACAGAUGGCAAUUACUGUUAAGUCAUUAAGUAUAAUACUCAUAGUUUCUGUUAUUGAAAUUAAUUAGUAUCUAAAUGUCAGAACAGACUUAACGGACUAUUGGUUAAUUACAGUUAUUUUGUUCCUUUUUUCAUUUGGACGUAAGUAUUAUUUGAAACAUCUAUCAUUUUAAAAACUUAAAUGAUUUAGGUUAGUUAUGCUGAACUUAAUAUGACAUUCUUCUGACAAUAUUUUAUAUGGAUCAUGAACCUUAUUUAUUUUAAUCCAUCUAAAGUAUAAAUUAUUGCUUUAUAGGGAAAUACCAAAUAAAUCAUUUGCUAAUGUCUUUCACAACUACAGAAUAAUAUAUAAAAAUCUAGUAUCCUUGAGCUACAUGAAAGUGACCUCUCAAAUAUUGUGUGUUGCAAUUGGGAGAAAGAUAAACCAAAUUAAAUUUCUAAAAAGGGUGCUAACUAUCAUAAGGCAUUCUGAGAUGGUCAGAUUUCGAGCAGGUCAGAAUCCGUGCCUUAGGAUGGAAUAUUAUAGAUGCUUAAACAUGAUUGUUUUGGUGGCUUUUAAGUAUCAAUCUGAAAAGUCUAAUUCCAAUAAUUAGAAAUAAUUAAAUUUUAUCUACUCUCUCCUCAUCUUCUUUUACCUUCCUUCCCAUUUCUUAGCUAAAGUAGAAAAGAAUCUAUUCCCAGAUUUCUACUGCUAGAAAGUGAAGAGUCCAUUUGACUCUGCUUCACUUUCCAGCCUUCUAAUAAAAAGGUGUUUACCAUUUCUGUCUUAUCCUGUUACCUUCAUAAAUGAGGCAGGAAAUUUGUUGUUGUGGAAUCGUACAUUAAAUAAACAAAUCUUGCCAUUCUGUGCUUUAGUUCAUUUAAAAACAUAUAAUAUUUCUAAUAAUCUACAUGUUUAAAAUUAGAUUUAUUCAUUGCUUUUUGUAUUACUUUAUUGUUUUUGUUAAUACAUUUGUCCUGUCUUUAGACAUUAGCAAGGUUCAGAGUCAAAAAUGUAAACUUUGGUUCAGACUGAACUAAUGUUUGCUGUUGGAGGAAGUUUAUUAAAGGUCAUGAUGGAGUUUCGUAGGUACUGGGGGAAUUAUUAGUCUGGCAGUCAGACAGUAAAAUAUUUGAUGAGUCCAGAGAUUUCAAAAAUAAUUUAAUAGAGAUUAUUUCAAAGUGGAAAUCUCCUCUUUGAUAAUCUUGCAAAUAAUAAAAUUGUUUCUGCAUCUUUAUGAGUCAGAUCAUUGCAGAUCAUUUUAAUAUUUACUUUCUAAUCAGUUAAUCUUACAUUUUAAAUUAAGUUAUUUCAUUGCAUUGAGUCAUUUUUGCACAAACUAUAUAAAAUAUGUGAUAUUUUAAAAUUAACAAGCUUUAGUGGUUUGGAUUCCGAAAGUUCAUGGCCAAUUUAUUGAAGUUGUAAAUUUAGAAAGCAGGUACCUUUCGUGACAUCAGCAUGAGUAUUUUAAUAAGCACACUUCUAAUGAUAAUCUCAGUAUGGUAAUCUAGUUGCUUGAAAGCAUACAUUGUUUCCUGUUUUAUAUGGCACAUUUGACAUGAUAUUAAAGUGUGAUUAUUAUUGCACCUGUUGCGAGGAACUGUUGAAUGCUACAACUAUUCAUUCCUUCUGCAGGUUUCUAUUGUUAGUAAUUGUAGUUAUGUUUUAUUUUACUGUGAACACUUAUGUGUACGCAGCUCCUGGCUCUGUUGUCAUGUAAAUAUACAGCUGGUAUGCAAGAUAUAGUCUCUUUUGAUUAUCCCACCACUGCUUAAGACAGAAACUUAUACUAAGUUCUGGUUCCAAGGGUGGUAGCAGCUUCCUCUCGUGCUCCUGAACUAAGUGCUUUGAUGUUUGCUUGUUGGGAUAAAUAGUUUAAUUGUAAGUCAAUACAGUGAAUGUAAUCUUGCACUUAAUAACUGCAAAUACUCCCGUUAUGGAUUGUUUGAGAUCAGCCUGCAACUGUUGGCUGUUUUCUUGUACUAUAGCUUGGAAUUACUGAUAUCAAUUUUAACAUUUCAUUGCUGUCUAGGUAAGAGAAGUUAACCUAAAUCAGAGAUUUAUAGGUAGCUUUCAGCUGUUUUGUAGACAAUCAAAAUUACAGCAUUGAUUUUGCUAUCACCAGGUGCAAUAUAUUCUUACAAUAUCAUAGGAAUACAAUAUCUCUUGAUGUGACUUAACAAUCAAAUUUUGAUAUAUUUGAUGAGAAAUAUGUAUUUCACUGAAUGAAUAAAGCUUAUAUUAGAAAUUACUUUUAAGUCUGUUGAAAAUUUGUAGCAUGCACUACAUUUUUGUGUGAUAGUAACACUAUCAUGAAUGCCCUGGGCAAUGAUUCUAGAUUUACAGAAUGCCAGCCACUACUAACAAACUUCAAUCUAU
Messenger RNA from Mobula hypostoma (lesser devil ray), 6657 nucleotides. RefSeq names its product muscle M-line assembly protein unc-89-like. Gene Ontology annotation, molecular function: protein kinase activity. The record is from RefSeq and is a predicted model, not a curated record. Bases 97 to 3537 code for a protein of 1146 amino acids. The transcript has a single exon. Lineage: Eukaryota; Metazoa; Chordata; Chondrichthyes; Myliobatiformes; Myliobatidae.